This is a messenger RNA of Ogataea polymorpha, 6747 nucleotides long. RefSeq lists its product as uncharacterized. Gene Ontology annotation, biological process: energy reserve metabolic process. The record is from RefSeq and is a predicted model, not a curated record. The transcript has a single exon. Bases 108 to 647 code for a protein of 179 amino acids. Lineage: Eukaryota; Fungi; Ascomycota; Pichiomycetes; Pichiales; Pichiaceae.
GUGCUUAUGUCAGCCGCGUGAUGGAAGGUCACUGCUGGCGUGAUUUUGCGGGAUGGGGCAGGGUAUAUAAGGACGGGUUGCGGACUUGACUUUGAUCAUAGAAUACAAUGGCCAAGAAACAAAGACAAACACAACACAGCGAACCAAUACAUUUAGAUCAUCUGGAAGCUGCUCCUAAGGUGCGGACGUCGCACGAGAUGAAUUUUGACUCGCUCGAGGAGUUUGAAAACUACAUCAUGGACGAAAGUUAUGACAACGAGUUCGAUAACUUGAACGUGCAUCUGAAGUACUUGCCACCGUUCAUCAUGUCUGAGAUCCACUCGAACGAGGAGAACAUCAAGCCUAACAUGAACUCUCUCAACAAGAAAUUCAGGAGACAGCUGCAGCAUCACCUGCAGAAGCACCUGAUACCGGAAAUCAAGAAAAUGAGCGGUAUUGACUACAACUUCAGCAAGGCUGGCGAGGGCCAGGAAUUCAACCAGUACGGCACGUCGUCGGUGUACAAGUGGCACUUUGUUGACGACUCCGACCAUGGAUUCCGCGAGGACGAGUACAAGCAGCGGCAACACUGGCGCGCGUUACUCGACGUGGAAGCCAACUCCGAAGACCCCACCGUGCGGGUCGACUUUAGAUGUAUAAUGAAUUAAUGAACGUCUAUGAAUUAUGACCAGACGUGGUCGUAGUGGACAAUGAGGUCCUCGCACACAAACGUCAUGAGGCCGAAGUACUUGUUAUUUUCUGGGCGACACCCUUCGAUGAAUAACCCGCCCAUAACUUUGGCAAGGUUCGAUGCCGGCAUCCUAUUAUGCCGGUUAUACUCGUCAACCAUUUUCAAGUGCUUCACGAACCGCGCCAGCAACGUCCUGUUUGGCGCCGGCAGCGUAUCGAAAAUCAGCUUGUACUGCUCAAAACGUUCCUCCGACUGGGCUAGCUGCUUUAUCUUGUCGAAUUCGGGAAUAAUGGUGUCCAAAAUCAACGGUUCCGGCAGCUCUCUGAAAAACAUCUUUAUAACUCCCGUCAAGUUAUGAACGUCGAACACGAGCUGGUCCUCCAUGUUGAGAUCGCCAUGGAGAUUUAUCACGUCGCGGAUCUCGUUCAGCACGCUCACCGACGCAGAUUUGCGAUACAGUCCUGUUUCUUCUAGACCUCGGAACUCAAUCUCGCUCAUCAUUUUCUCGAUUAUUGCCGGUAUCUGCCGGCCCUCGCGCUCGCACACGUAGUCCAAAGGCACCCCAAACACAAAGUUAUGGUGCGUGUACUUGUUUACCGUGCGCGACCAGUACCAGUGUUUGCGCGCAAAGUUGAUCUGAUACAGCCAAUCGUCCUUCUCGGCCUCUGACACUGCCUGGAAAACCAGCUCCUGCGUAGCACUGCUCAGCUUGAACGAGCAGGGGGCCUGAUAGACGGGGAAAAUUGUGUAGUCGCGCAAGUUGACCAAAAUCACGGGACGCUGCUUGGCGUCUACAAAGUCAUCCGCCACACCAAGGUCGUCGACACCCACAACGCGCUCGCCAUGGCCCAUGCUGAUGCUAAACGCACGGUUUUUGAGCAGCCCGCCGAGCUUGAACAUGGAGCUACCACUGCUGCCGGCUGGCCGCAUCGGGAUGCUGCGCGAGACGCGCACACUCUCGCGCCUGUAGUCUCGGUAGGGUUCCUGGGGGGCAGUCCACUUCUGCAGUUGCCGAACUAGCAGCCGUCUGCGUGCCGUCUCAAUCAAUAGCAGCUGUCGCUGCUGCUGCAGAUGGUGCCCAAAGACACUGCUGCCCGCCUCGGGCAACUCGCGCGGCGCAGGUUGAGCACAACUACACGAGAAGAGGAACGCAAACGGCGUGUUCUGGGGCAGGUCUGUGGUGGGCGGCACGAGGUCCAGAAUGUUGGAGACACAGUUGUAUGCAAACCUGCGCUUGUCGAAGUUGAUGAGGUUGGUGUUUUCCACCGCCUUGUUCGGAAUGAAGCACGCAAUCUCCAGCAUUCGCUCCGCAAGCCAACCGGGACAGGGCAGCACCUUAACCGUCGUGGUUUGCGGAAUCAGUUGCUCUAAGGAGUCGAGCGAGUCGGUCUUGGCGAGCUUGCGCCAACAAUCGGCAUAGCGACGGGACUCGGGCAAGAGAAUUACAUCUGUGAGACAGCUUUCUAACAUUCCCGGCACGCGUAGAGUCUCACCCGAGCGGGUCUUGCCGAGCAUCAGCGCUGCCACACGCAUUCUGUCAAUUCGUUCCGGCUCGACAAGGUUCCGGUCCAGGAUCUGUGCCGCAAAAUACGUUUUGAGCCGGAAAUAGAACUCAAACAGGCUUCGCACGGGGGCAGGAAAUUUAUUCACCACGUACUCGCCGCCGGCGUCCUUCAUUGUGGCGAGCCAGUUGUAGAUGUUUGCGACAACAAGCUCUGUGUCGGGCACGUCCGCCGGCUGCGCGUCGUACUGCGACAGGCUGAGCGGGCCGGUACACGCGUGUGUCUCUAGAAUCUCGAACGCAGCGAUCCAGUCGUCGAGCGUCGAUAGUCCGUACAGCGCGCCUAUCGUCGCGUCGAGGUCGAGCACGAAUUUUUCGAUGGUUGCAAUGUCCUUUGAGCGCGGCAGCAGCCUGUCAGCGGGCACAAUUGUCAACUCUGUGGUGAAUGUCGGCACCCGACGGUUCAGCACUGGCCGGUACGAUUUCCGCACGUACGAUUUCCGCAUACUUUUGUACGUCGCCGUUAGCGAGUCGUAAAGUUGACGCACCUGCUGCAAGGACUCUUGGUCCGAUGACUCCUCGGCCUCUAGCCACAGCAGCACCUUAUUCCACUGGACAAUCGUCUCGUUGUCGAUGUGGCGCAGCAGCGAGUCAAAAAUGGUUUUGUUUUCCAGAUUGUCUGUAAAAUGGUGGUAGCAGUUUUCGACAAGAAUUUGCAGCGUUUCGAGAACACCCAGUUGGAUCUGCCCCACGUAGAUCCAGUUGGUGUCUGCAUACUUCCCUGAAAACGAUGCAUCCCAGUCGGGCUCGCUUCCCUCUGCGAUCGAGCGCGCCGCCGCUUUCGCCCCAAUAAAUCUUUUUUUCAGCCCCUGCAGCAGCGUUGUGGUGGAACAGAACCCACGGUACACGGCGAAAAACGUCAUCGUAAAUACACCGUUGUUCAUCUUGAGCUCCACGCAGUCGGCAGGCGCGUUCCCAACAAAGCGUUUGAUGUCUUCUUCGGCGAUUCGCGCCCCAAAUGUGGAAUACGUCAAAACCAGCAGGUCCAGCAGCCGGUCCAGCGUCGCCGCUUUGGUCAGAAUUUCUGCACUCACCUUCUCGGUCUCCUUCUCGCGGCCCUCCACGUAUGCCUGAUACGUGUUGAAAUACUCGUCCAGGCUGAAACUAUUGGACGAGUAGCUGCUGUAACGCUUCACGCUUGCACUCUCGCCAAGCAGCGCACUGGACGGCCGCGACUUUUUCUGGAUUCCCCGUGUGUCGUUCGUCUUGAACACAAUACUGUCGUCGUCGACGUGGAAGUCGUGCGAGUCGACGUUGAAGACGUCGCGCACCGUCUUGACGAACUGGUUGCGGCUGAUUUUCUUGAGCUCGUCGUUGUCUGUCGCGGCAAGCGUGCUGCUCAGCGCAGGCUGUGCAGUGUCCCCGCCGCCGAUCGCGCCCAGCAGCGAGCUGCGGUCAAAGAUGCGGUCUCUCUCGAGCGUCUCGGGGAACAUCAGGGCUGCGUAGGAGCCCAGAAAUAACGGGCUGCGCGAAGUGUCGUGCAGCCGGUGAAACUGGCCCGCGUGCGCCGGCUCCACGCGCAACGACUGCUCCAUCAGCGCGGACAACGAGAGUGGCAGCCCGCGCACGUGACACUGCAGUACUUUGGAAAGCCGUCCAGCAACGACUGCGUCCAGCGACCCUACAUGAGCGUGCUUUUUCGAUAAGCCAGGCUCGUUGUGCACGCCAGCCAGAAACUGCUCCCACUUGGCAAACGAAGCGCGCACGCGCGAAACAUGGCGCUGGUGGUCGCGCAACGUGCAUGAGGCCUUUUUCACGAGCAGAUCGCCAAAAUACGGCACCACAUUCUCGCGGGCGUACAUGCGGCCGAUGCCCUGCGGCGCCAGAACGUGGUAUGAGGCACGGUGGCUUGCAGAGCUCACGAUCGAGCGCCGGUCCAGCUCGAACACUACUGGCGCCCAGUUAGAGCUCACUAGCUGGACGUACUCGGGCAAGACGUGGUCCCAGGUGCGGGCGAGCCGCAGCACGGGCAUCGAGCACACGACGGUGGCGAUUGCCAGCCACCCAACCAUAUCGCCCAUGCUACUCAACGUCGAACCCAGCUGGAUCCAUUUCCCGAGCAGUUGCGCGCGUUGCGUGGGGGUAGUCACGUGCGCGUCAUCAAACAGGUGGUAGCACAGCAAUCGUGCGAGGUAGUGCAGGUUGUCUGGAAGUGUGAAGAUGAGCGGGUUGGCGCGCCAGUGCGCGUGGUUAUCCAUCGCCGUCUCGUAAAGCAGUGACGGGUCGUUGUCAGGCGCCCACGCAGCCGCGUAGCGCUGGUGCAUCGCAUUGAUCUCAGCAGCCAGCACGUCCAGCCUGGUUUCCAAGAACACAGUCGCAUCUAGAUCGCUCAAUUGUCCCGUCCCCAGCGGCAGCAGCUUCUGCAGCUGCUGCUGUUGCUGGUGAAUCGCAAUUUUCAGGCUAUCGCAGUCCCUGUACCUGUCCACGCACACCAGCAGGUUCCAAAUGCCCUUGAGCACCUCUUCGUCGAGCAGCAGUCCCGGAAAGCUUUCGCGGAUCAUGUCCACCACCAGGUACAGUCUGCUGGCCCAAACAACCAUCCUGUUGUUGUGGUCCAUCAAGUAUUUGUUGGAGCUGUUUUUUUCUGUCUGUUCCAUCAGCUCGCUGUAUUUAUGGAAAUACUGCAAAGCAGUGGCCACGUUUUCCACCAGCGGCAGAAUUUGCACCAGCUGUUUGCUCACCUUGCUAUUGGGAUUGAAUAUCACAGCGUGGCAUAGAGCCUCCACAGUGCCGUCGACGAUCUCGCCCGUCUCGUCCUCAAGCUUUAAAUCUGGAUGCGGGUACCUGACCGACGCGUAGUCCAACUUGACAUUGAGCGACGACAGCGACGUGGCAAUACUUAGCUGCGACCCGGCAAAGUCGCUGGGCAGGUUAAUCUGCGGCAUGGCUUUGUGAGACCGGCUGCGCUCCUCGGAAAACGCUUGAUCCUCGUCCACUCCUGACACCACACUGCGCUGGGGAGCGACGUCGGCGGCCGCGCGCGCGCUGCUCUUUUUCUCCAGAUCAAAGCAUUUCACGUCUCUCAGCUCGGCCGGCGGCCGGUAAACCAGCAGUGUCGAGCCUUUCACCUCUGCUCGACACAGGCGCACGUCGUCGGCGUCGUCGGCGUCGCUGAGCUUGUUGAGCCAGCCCACCUUGAGCACCUCGCUGUCCCAGCUGGGAUCGACGAGAUUCUGCACGCCACUCGGUGCCAGCGACGCUGUCGACCGUUUGGCCGACAGGCCCUUGAGCAGGUUGCGCUUGGUAGCCUCCAGCGAGGCCGUCCUUGGUGCGGAUCUGCUGUUAAGAUCCAGCGUGGAAUCGGACCGGUCGUCGUCGCGACGCGGCUCGUGUGCAUCCGUGAGCGUGGGCGAGCCGUUUGAGCUGACCGAUGGAGGCGAAAUCACGCUGUGGCGCUUAUCUUUCCGCGACAGAAGCUUCUUCAUCGGUAACGGAUCAAGUAUGUGCUGGAAAAUUAUCUUUCAAAAUACAGAUUAGGUAAGAUGUGAAAAUAAAAAAAAUUAAAUGGCCUUUUUGGCUAGCUGCAGCACCGCGUCCUUUGACUUGGCUCCGCCAAUAAAGCCCGCCGCGUGCACGAAGAUGCAGCCCGGAACGCCCGUGAGCUCGCUCAGGGCGUCAUCCCGCACGCCGCGCCACGGCUCGGGCAGCUUCUUGCGCGAGUCAAACGACGACGCACUCACGGGCACACAGGCAAUCCUCCAGGCACCGGACGUGUCUGCGAACAGAACAUACUGAAUUUGGCCCUCGAUGCCCAGCUCCUUCUCCACAUUGUACAGAUGCUCUUUCCACGGCACAAAACGGUCCAUAAUAAUGAUUUUGCCGCUAGGAUCGGCCUCGAAUCUGCUACCAAUGGCUUUUUCCACGUACUGCUUCGCCGGCAUAAACGACUUGCCCAUGUACUCCAGGUAGUUCAUGAACGCAAAGCCCAUGAUCUCACUGGCCUUCUCGAAAGCUUUGUCGUAAUCUGCGUCGGUGGGGUCUGUGACCCAGGACGGAUUUAGAUUGGCCACGACAGAGGAUAGCUGGAAGUUUCUGUCCUUAAACAGCGGCUUCAGUUCGUCCUGGUUCUCGUAUUUGUUGAUUCCGUUGUCGUUGGCGUCCACAGCCUCGAUGAAGUCUCUGUACACCCGUUCGUACAGAAAGUCUAUGUCCUUUUCCUGGUCGAGCUCCAAAUUUUCUCUAAUUAUCUGUUUUCCAAAAUGCUUGUAAACUAGGCCGGCGGAGGACAGCUUUGUUUUAAAGCCAGGAGCAAACACAUCGUUAAAUUCCCGCUGGUGGUGGUCAAAGUACUUUUUGCCGUCGUACUGGCCGCUCACAUCGACUACAAUAUCACUGGCGUCCCAGUCCUCUUGUUUUCUCGAUCGCACAAGCUCGCAAUCUUUAAACUGUUUCAAAGUGCGCAACAUAUACACGGCGAGCGACUCGUCAGCAUGGAACGUUCCUGAGUGGGUGCAAAUCUUCAUUGGGCUCAGCUUCUGUUUUUUGGACAUGAGCCAAUAGUAGGACAAAAAUUUGU